Messenger RNA from Sinocyclocheilus anshuiensis, 2721 nucleotides. RefSeq names its product DNA topoisomerase 3-beta-1-like. NCBI's taxonomy places the organism in Eukaryota, Metazoa, Chordata, Actinopteri, Cypriniformes, Cyprinidae. Gene Ontology annotation, molecular function: DNA topoisomerase type I (single strand cut, ATP-independent) activity; DNA binding. Gene Ontology annotation, cellular component: nucleus. Gene Ontology annotation, biological process: DNA repair; DNA topological change; DNA recombination. The transcript has 17 exons. Bases 92 to 2581 code for a protein of 829 amino acids. The record is from RefSeq and is a predicted model, not a curated record.
GAACAACCCGGAAGUUAACAUUCCUAAAGAAGUGGCUGCAUCACAUACCGGUCCCGUUGAUGUUUGUGACAGAUAAAUAAAACCAGCAGCGAUGAGGACUGUGUUUAUGGUGGCUGAGAAGCCCUCUCUGGCUCAGUCCAUUGCUAAAAUCCUCUCUAAAGGUAGCUGUUCAUCCCGAAAAGGCCUGAAUGGAGCAUGUUCAGUCCAUGAGUACACAGGAAGCUUCAUGGGCCAAAAUGUGAGGUUCAAGAUGACGUCAGUGUGUGGACAUGUCAUGAGUCUGGACUUCAUCGGAAAGUAUAACAACUGGGAUAAAGUUGAUCCAGCUGAGUUGUUCAGUAAAGCUCUGACUGAGAAGAAAGAAGCAAACCCCAAACUAAAUAUGGUCAAAUUCCUUCAGGUUGAAGCAAAAGGUUGUGACUAUGUUGUCCUGUGGUUGGAUUGUGAUAAAGAAGGAGAGAACAUUUGUUUUGAGGUGUUGGAUGCCAUUCAGCCGCUGAUGAAUAAGUCUUACGGUAAUGAUUGUACCGUGUAUCGAGCAAAGUUCAGCUCCAUCACAGACACGGAUAUCUGUAACGCCAUGAACCGACUCGGAGAACCCAACAGGAACGAGGCUCUGUCUGUAGAUGCUCGUCAGGAACUGGACCUCAGGAUUGGCUGUGCUUUCACACGUUUCCAGACUAAAUACUUCCAGGGGAAAUAUGGGAAUUUGGACUCCUCCUUGAUCUCGUUUGGUCCCUGUCAGACUCCCACACUGGGAUUCUGUGUGGAACGGCAUGACAAGAUCCAGUCCUUCAAACCUGAAGCAUACUGGGUUAUACAGGCAAAGGUUUUUAAAGGCAAGGACAGUCCACUCACCUUGGACUGGGACCGCGUGCGAGUUUUUGACCGAGAUGUUGGUCAAAUGUUUGUUAACAUGGCAAAGACUGCUAAGGAGGCUAAAGUUGACUCAGUGUCUAAGAAAGAGAAAGCCAAGCAGAGACCCAUCGCAUUGAAUACAGUGGAGAUGUUAAGAGUGGCCAGCUCUGCUUUGGGAAUGGCUCCCCAGCAUACUAUGCAGAUAGCAGAGCGUCUCUACACACAGGGUUAUAUCAGCUACCCUCGCACGGAGACCACACAUUACCCUGAAAACUUUGACCUGAAGGGCACCCUCAAACAGCAGGCCAACAGCUCCUUCUGGGGUGAAACGGUAAGCAAUAGCAGCGAUGGUUGGCGUCUGUAUGAUUACAUCACACGGCACUUCAUCGCAACGGUCAGCCCCGACUGCAAAUACCUGCAGACCACAAUUUCCUUCAGCAUCGGCACAGAGAGCUUCACAUGCAGCGGGAAGACGCUCAUCUCUGCUGGCUACACUGAGGUGAUGCCCUGGCAGGGUAUUGCACAGGAAGAGGCCUUGCCGGUGUGUGAGAGAGGAGACACAUUUACAGUGGAUGAGAUCAAACUACUGGAGAAACAGACCAAUCCACCAGACUACCUGACUGAGGCCGAGCUCAUCACACUCAUGGAGAAACACGGCAUCGGUACGGAUGCCAGCAUCCCUGUCCACAUUAACAACAUCUGCCAGAGGAACUAUGUGACGGUUGAAAGUGGCCGCAAACUCAAACCCACCAACCUGGGGAUUGUUCUGGUUCAUGGUUACUAUAAGAUUGAUGCAGAUUUGGUGCUGCCCACAAUCCGCAGUGCUGUGGAAAAACUGCUAAAUCUGAUAGCUUUAGGAAAGGCAAACUUCCACCAGGUCUUACAGCACACUCUGGACAUCUUCAAGAGGAAGUUUCACUACUUUGUGGACUCUAUUGCAGGAAUGGAUGAGCUGAUGGAAGUGUCCUUUUCUCCCAUCGCCGCUACUGGGAAACCUCUCUCGCGCUGUGGCAAAUGCCAUCGCUUCAUGAAGUACAUCCAGGCCAAACCCAGUCGCCUGCACUGCUCUCACUGUGACGAGACCUACAGUUUGCCUCAGAAUGGAGCCAUUAAGCUGUACAAGGAGCUCAAGUGUCCUCUGGAUGAGUUUGAGCUGGUGCUGUGGACCUCGGGGUCCCGUGGCAAAAGCUACCCUGUGUGUCCAUACUGCUUCAGCAACCCUCCUUUCAGAGACAUGAAGAAAGGGAUGGGGUGUAAUGAGUGCACCCACCCUUCCUGUCAGCACUCCCUCAACUCUCUUGGCAUUGGCCAGUGUGUUGAAUGUGAGACGGGCGUCCUGGUCUUCGAUCCCACCUCGGGUCCAAAGUGGCGCAUGGCUUGCAACAAAUGCAACGUUGUGGUGCAUUUCUUCGAGCACGCCCAUAAAGUGCAGGUGUCCCAGGACAGCUGUGAUUCCUGCGAAGCCUCCCUGGUCAUAGUGGACUUCAACAAGACACGCUCGCCGUUGCCUGAUGGUGAAACGCAGCACACUGGCUGUGUGUUUUGCGACCCUGUGUUCCAGGAUCUGGUGGAGCUGAAACAUGCGACCAUGCGGCAUCCCAUGCACCGGGCCGGAGGAGCCCGCAGAGGGAGAGGGAAGGGAAGAGGGAGGAGGCCUGUGGGGAGAGGGAAUCCUAAAAAGCCUAAAGAUAAAAUGGCAGCCCUGGCAGCAUAUUUUGUAUAGAAUGCUAAUUUGUCUCGCAGCGGAAAAUCAAAACCAGCUUAAUAAGGCUUAAAGUGCAAAGUACUCAAAAGUUGAAAAUGGCAAUAAACUUUUAGUUUAAUAGAGUCUUUGCUGUAUCUUGUCUGUUUUUUUUGUUUUUU